Fusarium fujikuroi IMI 58289 is the source of this 864-nucleotide messenger RNA. Its product is annotated as related to bifunctional 4-hydroxyphenylacetate degradation enzyme. Gene Ontology annotation, molecular function: catalytic activity. The transcript has 4 exons. The coding region runs from base 1 to 864 and encodes 287 amino acids. The record is from RefSeq and is a predicted model, not a curated record. NCBI's taxonomy places the organism in Eukaryota, Fungi, Ascomycota, Sordariomycetes, Hypocreales, Nectriaceae.
AUGUCAUCUUGGACCCAUUUGAUUCGGUUUAGAGCCAAAGAGGAUGGCCAGAUUCACCUGGGCCAGUUGGUCGAUCCCACUCGGGAUAUCGGGCUAGACUCUGUGAAUGGUGUUGAGGUCAAGGCAUUGUUACUCAACGGAGACAUGUAUAACGCCACCAUCACAGAGCAAGUGCUUACGGUAGACCAGUUACUCGCACCGGUCGAACGAGGGCAGUGCAACUAUAUCAGAUGUCUGGGGCUGAAUUAUAAGGACCACGCAAAGGAAGGCGGUUUCUCAAUUCCCAGUGACCUAGAGGUUUUUACUAAGCCGCGCACUGCACUCGCCGACCCUUUUCCGGCGGCAAUCACUAUCCCAAAAUGCGCUCAGGACGGAUCGAGCGAUUACGAAGCAGAGCUUUGUGUUGUGAUUGGAAAGACUGGCCGAGAUAUUCCAGAGCAUAGAGCUUUGGACUGUGUCUUGGGAUAUACAGCGGCCAACGACGUUUCGGCACGGAAUCUCCAGCUGGCAGUGAAGCAGUGGUCUUUCUCUAAAGGACUUGACAACAGUUGCCCAAUCGGCCCUGUGCUUGUUGCGCCCUCAGCAAUUCAAGAUCCCCAAUCUCUUGGUAUUAAGGCUGUCUAUAACGGCCAGACUGUGCAAAAUGGAAACACAAACAAUAUGAUCUUUUCAGUAGCAAAGCAAGUUUCAUAUCUUUCCAGAGGAACAACGCUGGAGUCUGGCUCCAUUAUACUUACAGGAACGCCCGCUGGCAUUGGAUAUUUUCGGAAGCCUCGUAUAAGCCUGGAGAACGGAGGCAGAAUUGACAUUCAGAUCGAGAAGAUCGGGACACUGGUAAACAUGGUUAAGUUUGAUACUAUGUAG